Messenger RNA from Cannabis sativa, 1474 nucleotides. RefSeq lists its product as uncharacterized. The record is from RefSeq and is a predicted model, not a curated record. Bases 352 to 1026 code for a protein of 224 amino acids. NCBI's taxonomy places the organism in Eukaryota, Viridiplantae, Streptophyta, Magnoliopsida, Rosales, Cannabaceae. The transcript is spliced from 2 exons.
UACCUAAAAACUCCACUAGUACAUGCAAUGCAAGAGCCAGAAGCUAACUACACACAAGAGCCAAUUAAUACGAUAGUACUCCUUUUACUAAUGAAUGAGAAUGUGAAAGUGGACUAGUGAGGAGCCCACUCAAGGGCUUCCAUGUAUGUACAUAUAUAUAAUAUAUAUAUUUAUGCACAACACAAUUCUUGUAUUUGGUAGGCAAAGUUUGUGGAGAUCCAAACGAAGCAGUUGGUAUUUCGUGCAUAUAAAGAUGUACGCUAUAUAUAUAUACAUAGCUAGCUUUAGCCAAACUCACAUAUAAUUAAAUUAAUAGUGUUUUAAUUACAUACACGACCUUAUCAAAGAAAAAUGGCUGGUUAUUUAGACGCAAUUUUUGUGCCUUUGAGUCUUUUGCUUAUGGUGGGUUACCAUGUCUAUCUUUGUUAUUGCUUGAAGAAGUAUCCUUCUAAUACCAUCAUCGGAGUCAACUCAUAUCAACAAAGAGUGUUACUUUCAGACAUAAUGAAGGAUGGUGAAAGGAAGAGUAUGCUGGCAGUCCAAACAAUACGAAACACCCAAAUGGCUUCAAUUUUCAACGCUUCAGUAGCGAUUCUAGUAAACACAGCAUUGGCAGCUCUAUCAAAUAAUUCCUACAAAGCAAGCCAUCUUCACAACCAUGCCCUUCUCGGCUCCAAAUCAUAUGAAAUCGUCGCUAUAAAGUACGCCUCAACGUCAUUCAUUUUGUUAUCUAGCUUCUUCUGCAGUUCUUCGGCCCUUGCACUUUUCAUGGACGCAAAUUAUUCGAUAACAGCUUUCUCAUUUGAUCACGACUCUACGUCCUUUACAUUUCCAAAAGUGAUUCUUGAACGUGGUAACCUUUUGGCUCUUAUUGGAAAUCGCUUGCUCUGGCUAUCCUUUCCUCUUCUCUUAUGGAUGCUUGGUCCUUUGCCAUUAAUAUUCUCAUCUGCAGCAAUGAUUUGGUGGCUCUAUGACCUUGAUUUUCUAAGAUACAUUAAUAUUGUCCGUAAGAAAUGUCAUAAAUGAGACGGGGGACAUAGUCACAGAAAAAAUUUCCUCCAUUAGACAUUGUAUCCACACAAGAGCCUUGUCAAAAGAUCUUUAAGUUCUAUAUCUCAACUUAUAUCAACAGAUUCAGUAAUUACGAAAUCAAUUUAUAAGAUAGCUCUAUGUUUUUUAACACAUGUAUGCUUAGGUGUGAGGCAGGGCAGAACCCACAUAUAGGCAAGGGAUGCAGCUGCACCCCAAAUAUUAAAAACAAUAAAAGUUUGUAUACAUAUAUUAGUUAAUUAUUGUAAAAAAUUUAAAUUAAUGCAAAACUACAAAUAACAAAAUUUGUGUAUUGCUUGAGUUAACUGAUAUUCAUGGCAAGGGUUUAAGUCCCUGCAAAGUAAUUUUUAAUAUAUCUAUUCUAUAUAAAGUGUGCCUAUAUAACUGAAAUUCUUGGUUUAUGAAAAUUCAUGGGUGACUUUUU